This is a messenger RNA of Chilo suppressalis (striped riceborer), 1706 nucleotides long. The record is from the annotation of a GenBank genome assembly. NCBI's taxonomy places the organism in Eukaryota, Metazoa, Arthropoda, Insecta, Lepidoptera, Crambidae.
GUUUUAUUUUGAAUUAAUAUUGCUAAUAUGUUCGCUAUUACUGGUUCAGUUACCAGUUCUUGUUUCAAAUCAUCUUUAUUGGUACAAGCUAGAAACAAGACGAAAGUUCACUGGGCUAAACUUAAAAGAAAAACAAGUCCAAAGUACAAAGCCCAAAAUCAUUUCGAUGAUUUCUAUGGUUCUGUGUUUGGUGAAAAAUGGGAACCAAUGAAGGAAGCAAUGCUACGCCGCCAAAAGUAUGUGGCUGUUAUUAACAACUAUGGUGACCCUGAAGAAACAGCUGAAUAUCUUGCAAAUAGAGGAGCACAUUGUCUGAAAAACCUAAUGACAGUUCAGCAAGCCUUCCAUAAACAAUACAAUCCAGCUUCAGAUAUGCCUCCAAAAUCUAAUACAGACAAUAAACUACAACAAUACAUUAGUAAAGUUCAAUCGGAUGAUAUAGCGGGCAUAUACCCACAGAAAUUAGAGUUACCUGACACUUUGGAACAUAGUGAUAUGUCCUUAAAUAGUGUACAACAUAUUUCAACAAAUCAAAGUAAAAUGCAAAGUGAAAAUAAUCAAUUAAACAGUUCACCAAUAGAUGAGUCUCGUAUUAUAGACCCAAGCUUAGGAUUGUCAGCUACAGAGGCUCUCUUUCAAUACAUACCAGCCACCAAGCUCAAAGGCAUGGAUGAUUGGUUGCCCGAGUCUGUACAUUACUCAUAUUUGUCAAGCAAUAAAGAUUUUCCAUUAGUGAUAGAUGUGGAAACUGAAUUAAAAUUCCCUGAACACCUUAAAGUAUAUACUUACGAAAUGGACAGCGAGUGGACCAUGUUCCCUGAACCAAAAAGAUGUAAUACAGGUGUAUACAACUACUAUCCGUUAGACUGCGGCAGCGUGAUAUCCGUACUGGCACUAUGCUUGGAGGGUGGCGACCGAGUGCUGGAUUUAUGCGCAGCUCCGGGAGGCAAAGCACUGCUAGCAUUACAGACCCUUCUGCCUGACAUUGUAGUCUGCAACGACUCCUCCAUUUCACGAUCCAACAGAAUGCAGAAGAUGUUCAGUGAUUAUCUUAUAGACUACAAAACGAGUAACAAGUGGCAAGAAAGGGUAUUAAUCACAAAGUUCGACGGAAGAGCUUUCAUGGAUGAUCAAGGUUUCGAUAAGGUGUUAGUCGACGUGCCCUGUACUACUGAUCGUGUCUCCAUGAGGGAAGACGAAAACAAUAUCUUCAGACCGGAUCGCAUCAAAGAAAGGCUGCGACUACCCGAGAUGCAAUCACAGUUAUUACUGAACGCUUUACGCUUGGUGCGCGUUGGUGGCGCAGUGGUAUACUCCACUUGUUCGUUGAGCCCCAUACAGAACGACGGGGUCGUACACAUGGCACUCAAGCGGGCCUUCGAGGAGCACGGAAUACAAGCCUGCGUUAGAGACUUCUCCGCCAGUGUAGCGGGUUUGAGUAGCACCCUCUGCCUCGCGUCGGGCGACUCGGCGCCGCAGUACGGGCAACUAGUCAUUCCCUCUGUGUCCGCUAACUUCGGCCCUUCAUACAUAUCGCGGUUAGUCAGACUUAAAUGAUACCUUACGAGUAGCUAGAUGUCUGUUUUAAUGUAGUAUUGGUAAAUAAUGUGAAGGUAGUUCAUUCGCACAAAAUUAAACAACUAUUAAACAUUUUAAAGAAGAAAUAGCAAUGAAAGUUAUAUUAAAUAAAACAAGUUUCAACGGGU